CCCCGCGCGCGGCGCUCCCACCGAACCCACCAUGGCUGGCGGUCCGCACGCGCCAGGCCAAGCUGGAGCCCCGCCGAACCACCGCAAGCGCAAGGCCCCGGUCCCCGGCGCAGCCGCGGGGGACGAGGCGGAGACUGAGGUGCACGCGUUGGGGAGGGAGGUCGAGGAGCUUGAGGAGUCGCUGGCCGAACUGGACCGCCGCGUCCUCGAGCACCUCCGCGGCACCGCCACUCGCCUCGCCGAUGCCGCCGUCGACCGCCUCGCCGCGCUCCGCCCGCCCGCCCGCCAGGAAUUUCUAGCAGUCUCAGAAACACCAAGUUCGGAAGAAGAUCAAGAGCAACUUCAAAAAUUAAACAUCCUCAAAUCCAAGAUAGAGGCUAAUAUUGCAGAUUUGCCUAAGGUACUUGAGAAAAUGCACGAAUCUGUCGCUCGCUGCGAGAAGUUGGAGAAUUUGCAUGUGAAUAUCGAUUCUAUUUUUCGAACAAGACGCUUGUAUCAUGGUUGAGACCUGUUGAUUUGGCAUUAUGUAGUCAGGGACUGAUCACUGGUAGGACAGCCAUAAGUAGAUGUUGGAUGUAAUGUGUUCUGUAGGUUUAUUU
Molecule: messenger RNA, 599 nt
Organism: Panicum hallii
Lineage: Eukaryota; Viridiplantae; Streptophyta; Magnoliopsida; Poales; Poaceae
Exons: 2
Coding region: 32-505 (157 amino acids)
Source: RefSeq, a predicted model, not a curated record